UGGGCUAAUCGAGCUUUCUACAGAUCUCUGUGGAGCUUAGCCGCUGAGCUAGCUCACGACACCGGUUGUAUUUUAUUUGAAAAUGGCAGAGAAAAAAAAUAAUUCGAGUUCGAGUACAAAUUUACUUUUCUCUACGGCACCACAGUUAAAUUUCAAUUUACCUUUCAUUCCUGUCAGUCAAGCUUGUGGUCCUGCGGUAUUAUCAGGAGAUGAUUCCGCAGAUGUUGGAGAAGAAGACAGUUUUCUCGGCCAGAGUUCCGGAGUUGCGCCACAGCCGUCUACCCUGAACUACUUCUCCAGCCCGGCCAAUAGCAACGACCCGUUUGCUUCCAUCGGGGCUCGGCCCGCCCCUCCCGUGUCUCAGUUCAGCCCUGCGGUCACGGUGCCGGCGUGCGCCCCUUCCGUGCCAAACGCCGCCCCCCUCGCCUCUGUCCCCCAGAGCGCCCCGGUCUCCCAGUUUCUCAACUCACAGCAGAGCCCCCCGGCCUCCCAGUUCCUGAAUGCGCAACAGUGCCCCCCUGUGUCCCAGUUUGGCACUGCGGUUUUUCAGAGCGCGCCACCGGGCUGCACUCCUCCCCUGAGCGCCGCGUCCGCUCAGACCCCGCCGCCUCAGGGGUACAACCCUUACCGCCACACCCCCGUGAGCAGCCGGGCGAACCCCUACCUGGCCCCCCCCGAACUGCAGCAGCACCAUGUCCCGCUGCAGCACGCGGCUUUCCCCCCCCAGGCCCCCCCCAGUGCUGCACCCGCCUUCUCACAGCCCGGGAUGCCCCCUCUCACACAGGGUCCUCCCAGCAUUGCAGGUCCCCUGGUCCCAGCCCCACCCACCAUUCCUUAUACCUAUGCGGUGUAUGAGCCAGUCCAGCCUCACUGGUUUUUCUGCAGACACGUGGAGUCCAAGAACAUCUGGCUGCCGUUCAGCGUCCUGGACUCCGUUCAGCUGGAGGAGACGUUUAACUCUGUCCAGCCGGAUCCGGAGAGCGUGGUGGUGCGCACAGACGGGGGGCGCUACGACGUGCAGCUGUACGACCGCCUGCGCAGCGCCGUCUUCUGGGAGGAGGAGCCCUCCGAGGUGCGCCGCUGCACCUGGUUCUACAAGGGAGACACCGACAGCCGCUUCAUCCCCUACUCGGAGGAGUUCAGCGACAAGCUGGAGGGUGAAUAUAAGAAAGCCGUGUUCACAAAUCAGUGGCACCGACGACUGGAGUUUCCUACGGGGGAAACGAUUGUAAUGCACAAUCCCAAGGUGAUCGUGCAGUUCCAGCCCUCCGCUGUGCCGGACGAAUGGGGCACCACGCAGGACGGCCAGACCAGGCCCCGCGUCGUCAAGAGGGGGAUCGACGACGACCACGAUGAAAUUCCCGACGGUGAGCUCCCUCAGGCGGAUCACCUGGUGUUUAUGGUGCACGGCAUCGGCCCGGUCUGUGAUCUCAGGUUCAGGACGAUGGUGGAGUGCGUGGAUGACUUCAGGAGUGUUUCUCUGAAGCUGCUGCAGAGUCAUUUCCACAAAGCGCAGGAGGAGCAGCUGGUCAGCCGUGUGGAGUUUCUGCCUGUUCAGUGGCACACGGCUCUCCAUGGCGACGCCACCGGAGUGGACAGGCGGAUUAAGAAGAUAACCCUGCCCAGUACGGGCCGCCUGCGCCACUUCACCAACGAGACGCUCCUGGACGUGCUCUUCUACAACAGCCCCACCUACUGCCAGACCAUCAUGGACAAAGUGGCCCUGGAGAUCAACCGCCUGCACGCCCUGUUCAUGGAGAGGAACCCGGAAUUCACCGGGGGAAUCUCUGUGGCAGGCCACAGCUUAGGCUCUCUCAUCCUGUUUGAUCUGCUGUCCAAUCAGAAGACUGCCUUCCCAUCACAUGUCCCUGCACCCUCUGAGCAGAAGCCUGUGGAGGAGAAACAGGCUGCGAGCUCAGUCUCGCAGACAAACGGCACAGCGGGCCAGCCGGUGGUGGAGGAAGCCGCUGGGGAGGAAGAGGAGGAGUUUCCAAACCUGACCGCCGUUCUGGAGCACCUCAGCCUCACCGACUACCUCAGCACUUUGGAGAAAGAGCAGAUCGACAUGGAGUCUCUGCUCAUGUGCACAGUGGAUGAUCUGAAAGAGAUGGGCAUCCCACUCGGGCCAAGGAAAAAGAUUGCCAAAUUUGUGAAGGAACGGGCCAGCAAACAGGAGAAGGCAGCACAGAGAGCACUUGUUGCUCCGCCUGCUCCACAGGCCCCCCUCACCCAAUCAGAGCCAACCCCACCACCCUCUUCCAGCCAAUCAGAGCCCACUCCAAAGAUCCUCUCAGUCAGUGGAGCGGUCUCUUCCGUGCAUGUCGACUACAACUACUUUGAAGUUGGCACAGGACAGGUCUCUGUGGUCUACCACACUCUGGACUUCCAUCCGGUCAACUUCUUUGCUCUGGGCUCCCCCAUUGGCAUGUUCCUGACCGUUCGAGGAUUGGAGAGAAUCGAGGAGACCUACCAGCUGCCCACCUGCAGGGGUUUCUUCAACAUCUACCACCCGUUGGACCCGGUGGCCUACAGAAUCGAGCCCUUGAUUGUUCCUGACCUGGAGCUGAAGCCUGUGCUCAUCCCCCAUCACAAAGGCAGGAAGAGGUUGCACCUGGAGCUGAAGGAGAGCCUGACUCGGAUGGGCUCGGACCUGAAGCAGGGCUUCCUCAGCUCUCUGAAAACAGCCUGGCAGACGCUCAAUGACUUCGCCCGUGCCCACACCUCCUCCCCACAGCUGCAGGCGGAGCUCGAGAAGGUGGCCAAUCAGAUCAAGGAGGAGGAGGAGAAGCAGGAAGUCGCCGUAGACAAGCUGGUGGAAAGCCCGGACUCCUCCAAGGAGGAGGACCCGCUGGUGAAGAUCGGCAUGCUGAACGGCGGAAGGCGCAUCGACUACGUCCUGCAGGAGAAGCCCAUCGAGAGCUUCAACGAGUACCUGUUCGCCCUCCAGAGCCACCUCUGCUACUGGGAGUCUGAAGACACAGCACUUUUGAUUCUGAAGGAAAUCUACAAAACCAUGGGAAUAUAUCCUGAACAAACCCAUUGACGCACACUCGAUGCUUGUACAAUCGAUUUACAGUUGCUGUGACUUCAGCUCAGCCUAUCCAGUUUGAGCUCUGUAGAGUCAUUCACAUUUAGUAUACUGUGGAGGUAGGUUGAUUAACCCAAUACCUUCUUUUUUGUAUUUUUUAUUUUGUAUUCCAGUUUUCCUAAAUCUAAUGUAUUAAGAUAUAUCCAUCUGUAUUUUGUCCUCCCCCCCCCCCCCCCCCCAAAAAAGAAAAAAAAUUAACAUUUCAGGUGAGUUGCUGUAGAAAUGUUAUUUUGAUCAUGUAAAAUAAAACAACAGAUUGAGGGUUUGGAAUAUCGCUUGUAGUCAAUCCACCAAUUUGUAUCAAAAUCAUUAUUAUUGCUUUUAUUUCUGCAUUACUAGUGACCAAUCAUUGCCUUUGGAUGUGUUAUUGAGUUAUCCUACUCGUAGGAUAUAGUUUGCUUGGCUGGCCAUGGAGUCAUGCAAUAAAGACUUUAAUAACAUACGUGUUCUAUGGCUGAUUGCUUAUCCAGUUUGGAGUGAAGUGAUCUAUGAAAUUUGUGUUUGAUCCAUGCAGGUAUGGAUUGCGAUUGGUAACAUGUGGUUUCAUAUUUUAAAAUGUAAUUUCCUGGUCAGAAUGAACAUUUUGGUCAUGGAAUGCCACUUUGUUCACACAAAGGGACUGUUGAGAUUGAGAAAGGGACCAUGAUAUGAAAUGGGUAAGAAAGUGAGCCUCACAGCUGCUACAGGACUCUUUAAAACGCAAUGACUGCCUUGGCUGGUGUCUGUGCAUUGUUUUGUUUACAGAGAAAUGCAGUGAAGUGCUCCUGUCCUGUUACUCCUGGAUCAAUGUAGUAUUUUGGUGACUUUUUAAAAAUAAAGGCUAAUCAUUA
Anguilla anguilla (European eel) is the source of this 3918-nucleotide messenger RNA. RefSeq names its product SEC23 interacting protein (gene sec23ip). The record is from RefSeq and is a predicted model, not a curated record. Gene Ontology annotation, molecular function: protein binding; metal ion binding. Bases 83 to 3043 code for a protein of 986 amino acids. Gene Ontology annotation, cellular component: COPII-coated ER to Golgi transport vesicle. The transcript is spliced from 18 exons. NCBI's taxonomy places the organism in Eukaryota, Metazoa, Chordata, Actinopteri, Anguilliformes, Anguillidae.